Tetrahymena thermophila SB210 is the source of this 534-nucleotide messenger RNA. RefSeq names its product integral membrane protein. The transcript has a single exon. NCBI's taxonomy places the organism in Eukaryota, Ciliophora, Oligohymenophorea, Hymenostomatida, Tetrahymenidae. The record is from RefSeq and is a predicted model, not a curated record.
AUGCAAAUUAAAAAUUUUAACCAAAAUACAAAUACUAAUGAAGAUAAUAAUAUCUAAAAUUCUGAAAUAGCACAAAUUGUAGAAGUUAGUUAAGGAUCAGAAAAUGUAUAGCCUACAGAAGAUAAUUAUUAGGUGAAUAACUAGCCACUUAUCAUUUAAUAAAAUGAAAUGAAUGGAAUUUUUCAUAAUAUUUUACCAUUAAAUAACUAAGAAAAUUGGAUAAAGAUCUAAAUGAUUGAUUAAUUAGAAUUAUUACCUGAAGAAAAAGUAUUUAUUAAAAGCACUAUUGUCAUUUUGCUUGGUUUUGCUUUUCUUGUUUUAAUUUAUUUACUCUGUGCCAUCUUUAUAGGUACAGCUUAGAAUUAAACUAGUGAUAGUUUAAUUUAUACCUUAACAGGAGUAUUUUCUGCUUUAUUCCUUCUAUUGGGUUACUCAAAAUAAAUAUUUAACAGUAGUAUAUGUAUUUGGUACAAAAGUAUUCUUGAGACUCUUUUUAUAGGUAUAGAACCACAAAAUCUACCUAAUUUAUGGUGA